Molecule: messenger RNA, 1304 nt
Organism: Papilio machaon (common yellow swallowtail)
Lineage: Eukaryota; Metazoa; Arthropoda; Insecta; Lepidoptera; Papilionidae
Product: lipase member H-A
Exons: 3
Coding region: 81-1169 (362 amino acids)
Molecular function (GO): lipase activity
Source: RefSeq, a predicted model, not a curated record
UGACAUUGCUAUAGUUCGGACGUCCAGUGCCAGUGCAAGACAGUGCUUAGUCAACACUAUAACAGACAGACGUACCGAUAAUGUUACUGACCGUUUUAUAUAUAUUGUUAUUUUUAGUUACAAGUGAUGUUACAUCAAUGCAAAGUUCGAAAGCCCUGGAGGGGUAUCCAGCUGGAUUACUCGGUGAUUGUCCUGGUUCAAGUAAGCAAGCGAUUAUAACAAAGAAAGCAUUGAAGUAUUUGUCAUUCUACGUCCAAGGUCCCGGGAAUAUAUUCAACGCACGCCAUGUCAAGUACACUUAUUUCCAAAUGCACCAGCUCGCUCGUGACAAAGAUAUCGACUUUAAGAAGAAGACUCUACUAUACGUUGGAGGUUUUCUCGACAGCCCUAACUUUCCGAUUGCAUCUUCUCUUGCUGCUGUGUAUCAUGAAUUGAACUACAACGUGCUGCUAUUGGACACCAAUACGUUCACUACUAUGGAAUAUCCAAUGGCUGUUCGGUUUAUGCGCCCGGUGGGCAAACACGUGGCGAAGAUGUUAGCUGUUCUUGUAGAAGAAGGACUCGACCCUAAAAAACUAGAGGUCGUCGGUCUAAGUCUUGGAGCGCAAACGAUGAGCUACGUAGCUAAAGCAUUUCAAGAGAUAACCGGCAAGAAUAUAUCUAGACUGACCGGUCUUGAUCCAUCCGGACCUUGUUUCCGAAAUCUAGGUCCAGAAGAGCGAUUAGAUAUGUCUGAUGCAGAUUUCGUUGAUGUUGUUAAGACCAAUAUUGAUGGAUUCGGACUUGCAGCGCCAACAGGACAUGUUAAUUUCUACGUGAACGGUGGAGAAUAUCAACCAGGUGAUGUUUUAUGGAUGCCUUGUAACGUAAUGUGCAGUCAUGUGAGGUCUUUCACGCUUUGGAUAGCAGCUUUGAAGUAUCCUGAUAGAUUUAUAGCUAUACAAUGUGAUUCAGUACAGCAAGCGAGAAAUAGAGAGUGCUACGACAGGAGACCUUUAGUUACUAAUAUAUUAGGAUUAAAUGUGGACAAGACAAAAGAAGGAAUAUUCUAUCUUGCGACGGAUAACAACUAUCCUUAUUAUUUAGGUGAGAAAGGACUUAAAAGUGAAAAUGAUUUCGUUUUAAAAACGGUGAAAAUGAUUAAUCAAGAAGCUGUGAUAAAAAUGUGAUAUCUGAUUAUAUUUUUUUUAGGUGUAGAAUUUUUACGAACCUGAAUAAGUGAGAGCCCAUUGGACGGCGAUAUUUCUCUCGCUUAUUAAGGUUUCUCUCUAAUCUUAGUUUCUCACACAUUGAGGUCAUUCUUU